AUGGCUACGUACUGUCCACUGAGGCGCCUGAUAACGUCGUGCUUAUUGGUGAGCGACCGUGCGUACUGACAUCUGUGUCGGUUUCCGAACUAACAUACCGCCCCUUCGAGGACUGCGUCGACCUUUUUACCACUUCUGUUUCUUCUUCCCGUUUGUUUAUUUUCAAAGCCUCCCGUUUUUCCAGUAGCACCAACACUGCCUCCCUUACUGAUAUUACUUGUAAAUAUGUUUCUUUCAAUGUUGACGAUAUGUUUUACUUAAUCCCCCUGUUGCACACCUUCCAUCUACAAUGACUUAAUUUCCACGUCCAUCCCCCAUCAACCAAACCUCUCUGCAGAUGUAUUCAGUUGUCCAGUUUGUGUGCGAUGACUCAUUGGCCGUUGUUGCCAACUCGUGGUUGCUUGAGGAUAACUUACUUGCCUGGCCAAAGGACCGGGAAUUGCAGCGUCUAUUGGAGGCCAAUCGACGACCAACGGACGGCGAAAGCUCUAUGAAGUUAAAGUACUCAAGGACGGCCUCGAUCUCGAUAAGGCGCGCCGGAUAGCCCAAAAGGCCGAAGAUACGGAUCACCUGUCAUCGUCAGAGCCGGAAAGAUAAGGAAGAGGCAUGCGGACAAAGUACGUUGCCAAAACAUUACUUAUUUUUUCAUAGAUUUCCCCGAAGACUAACUUCCGAUUCGGAAGAGGACGACGAAAUACAGGAGAUACGGAAGCACACAGAGCGACGGCUAGGCCCGUGGCCCGCACCUCCGGCUCUACUCCGGUAGGUCUCAUUGGCUUAUCCGAACUUCAGGCCCACAAACGAUAAUGUUCCGGCUACCUCCUAUUCUCAACGAAGAGAAGGAGAAAGAACAAGUUAUUAGUAAUCAUGCCUUAUCACAUUGUCGCUUUAGGUUGCCGGACGGGGAGAACUUGGCGCCUGAAAUACGAAACUUGCUGAAAGAAAUGAAGCAAGAGUUGGCAUGUCUAAGGUAAACCGAUUAAAACCCUUUAAUAUCAUAUAGGAAAAAAUUGGACUUCCUUUCAGAGGAAAUGGUCUGGGUGAAGACCCAUAUACAAGAUAUCGAAGCCAAGCAAGCCGACAAUCGUCGAGCGUUGCAAGCAGUAAGCUUUGUUUCCAAAGUGAAGCCUCCCAUUCUACAACUGCCUUUGCGGACUGCAGAGGCGUAUAAAGACUUUCUUACGAAAAUUGGCUCGGACAAUAAGCUAGCGCAGGAAACGGUAUGUAAACAAGCUUGGACACUCAUUACUGCUUAUAGGUAAAGCAUUUGUCCACCGUUGGGGGACGGACUGAAAAGGAGUUCGUACGUAAUCUCCUGACAGCCCUUCUUGGACCUCCCCUCUGCCAAACUUUCUGUUGGGCUGGCUCCAACGACAAGAAGUCUUUCGUAGGGAGCCCUCUAUUCAGUGUCCUAAGUGGUCUGUUUAUUAUGUUUUUUUUUAACACCUGCAGAUGCAAUACGCUGUAAUGAGCAGUACCGUAGCUGCCAUUCCGAAGUAAUUCGGCAAACAGCUACUGAAUGGUUCCAUGGAACACGAGACAGAUACGGAGGGCGAGCCAAAAGGCGUCGAGUAGCUGAUAUGGUACUUACUUUUCCAACAAGUUUUUACAACACAUUGAUUUAGGGUUCCCUAGAACAUUCAACAAGCAGCUAUGAACUUUCGCAAACAAUAUCGGAGGACACAGUGAGUAACUUCAUAUUUGCUAUGUAGCCGGCUAAGCUAUGACUUUCAGUAUAAUUUUUUUAUCUCUAUUUAAUAUUAGUAUUAUUUAAAAUUAAUUAUUCAACCAGUCUGCAUAAUUUUCUUAUGCUCAGUAAAUUUAAUUUUUAAUUUUUGCAUUAAGACAUACAUCUAAUUAGCGGAUACCUCUUUAUGAUUUACUUUCAAAUUAAUUAAUACUGAUUUCAAUUUUUUUUAUUAUUUUGUAUCGUUAUUUUGACAGCUAUACUUGAUAAAAACAUUUACAGGGGACAUAAAUGACUUAUUAACCAAAAAAGAUGGCUAUUUAUUCCUUUAGUUCCCUCUAAAUGUUUUUAUAAAGUAUUUCUGACAUUUUCAGGCAUUUUUUUCACUCCAUAAGUUAUUUAACUGAAAUUUUUAUUUAAAUUGCCCUAAGUAAAUUUAAAGUUACUUAGGGCAACUUAAAUGUUACACCACGCAUGCCGUUUAGUAAAACAAAAUUAUUACUUAAUUUACUAUUAUGAAGAAUUGUUUACUUAUUAAUGUUUUUUUAGGAGCCUGCCGUGGAUGAAAACUUCCGGCAACACAACGAUGCCGUGUAA
Spirometra erinaceieuropaei is the source of this 2284-nucleotide messenger RNA. NCBI's taxonomy places the organism in Eukaryota, Metazoa, Platyhelminthes, Cestoda, Diphyllobothriidea, Diphyllobothriidae. The record is from the annotation of a GenBank genome assembly.